Molecule: messenger RNA, 516 nt
Organism: Trichomonas vaginalis G3
Lineage: Eukaryota; Parabasalia; Trichomonadida; Trichomonadidae
Product: protein of unknown function (DUF3447)
Exons: 1
Coding region: 1-516 (171 amino acids)
Source: RefSeq, a predicted model, not a curated record
AUGUAUAAUGACUUAGAAAGAUUCAUUUCAUUCACAGAAAGAGAAGGAUUUGAUAAAGAUCAAAGGCUACAAAGCAAAUUAUAUCCACAUAUUUACGAAACAUAUUCAUUACUUGAGUUAUGUUGCUAUCACGGAGCAGUUGAUUGUUUCAAGUUAUUAAGAACAAAAUUUAACUCAGAAAUAACUCAAACAUGUCUAGUUUUUUCAUUUUUAAGUGGAAAUCCAGAGAUAAUGAGCGAGUGUUUGAAAUAUCAAAAACCAAGCAUAGUUUGCAUGGAGUAUGCGAUUAUUUCUCAUAACAUUGAUUUUGUUACUUUCUUAAUGAAUGAAUACAAUAUGGACAUAGGUUUAAUAAAUUGCGGAGUUCAUAAAAAUCUUGAAUCAUUUUUAGUUUAUUUCGAUCAAACUAAUAAUAUUAACAAAUGCUUUGUUUAUUCACCGUUAUUCAAUAUCCUAUCUCUUUGGGAAUAUUUCAUUUCGCAUGGUGCAAAUAUCAAUGGAAAAGAUGAAAGUUGA